CCCAAUUCUGCCUAUGUCCAGAAGACAGCCUGCCUGAAGAACUUCAUUGUUUGACUUUAAGGAAAGGAAGAAGUUCCUAGUACUAAAGAAUCUUCAGAUCCAGUUCUAACAAGUAGUUCCAUGGCAGAUGUCAUAAUUUUGCUUUCAUUCUCAAUGUUGCCAAUCCUAGCAUACAGCCAAAUACAGAAAGAGGAGGAUUUGCCAAUUAAAAACAUAACUAUAGAUAUGAAGACAAUGUUGUUGAGAUGGACCAACGUGGAGAAUGUGAAUAACGUCACCUGUACUGUUAAAAUCCUCUCAAAAUUAGUAUAUAAAAUGGAGGCAAUAAACAACCAUAGGUGCAACAUGAAAAGUUUUCAUACCUGGUGCCAAGGGGUAGACUUUGUAAUUGAAGGAUUUUCUGGGAAAAGAUUUUCAAAAACAUUCCAUCUUCCCCAAAGAGGAGAAGAAGGGACCACUAAAGAAAAUGUAUCCUGUGAGAUUCAUGAUGCAAAUUUCAUGGACUGCAAAUGGACAGUGAGGAAAACUCCAGGAGAUAUCCAUUAUCAAUUUUUUUACUCCCAAUCCCCACUGACUUUUGUGGAUAGAGAAUGUCCAAAUUAUAAGACAGAUCCUGAAGGCAGACGUGUUGGAUGUCAUUUUGAUAACCUCUCAGGAUUCCCAAACCCUUACCCAUAUCACUUCCUAGUGACUGGAACCAGCAAUGGAAGGGAAGUCCAGUGUACUGAUGACAACAUUUCACUAUGGGAUAUUGAAAUAUUUAAACCACCAAAUGUCACCAUAAAUUGUACAAACCUUAGAUGUAGACUACAGUGGCAGAUACCCAAAACAAUACAAGUUCAAGGCAAUGUCUUUGAAUAUCAGCUUCAAAUUCAAAAGAUUGCUGACAAGAAUUUCUCUGAAGUUGUCUUUAAUAUUAAAAAAACAACAAACUAUGACUAUGCAAUUAGUUAUGGAAAAUAUACUGUGAAAAUAAGAACAAGAAAGCUUUUUUAUAAAAAUUGGAGUGAAUGGAGUGAGCCCCAAGAAUUUGGUGACGAAGUCCGUAAAGAUAAUUCUCUGCCUGUAAUCAUGUCACUUCUGGGAAUAGCCUUCACUAUGCUGCUCAUUAUGGGAUAUCUCUGUAAAAGGUAUUAUGUGCUUCAAAAAAUAAUUCCUACUGUCUUCUAUAUUAGGAGACCAAGUUAGUGAUAAUUUUUAUAAAUAUCUCAAGGUGAUCUGGGAAGAAAAUAAAAUGUUUCCAGAAAAAAUGUAAAAUUGAAGAGAUUAUAGAUCAUGGGGGGAAAAAAAUCAAACUGAGCAUAAAAUUAAACAAGAUGUUUCAUUGGAUAAUGUUCUUAGAAGUUUAUUUUCUGCUUUUUUCUAAUUUCUAUUUUUUUCUAAAUAAUAUUAUAGUUACACACAGGAAGACUGUAUUGAUAAAUAUUUAACAGUUGGUUCUUUGGGGAGAAAAUAAUGUACUCAAGACAUACUUUUAAGUUACAUCUGUAUUGUUAUCAUUUUUUCAUCACUUUAUUAAUUGUAGACCACCAAUAAAAUAAUAUUGAACUCCAA
Messenger RNA from Antechinus flavipes (yellow-footed antechinus), 1554 nucleotides. RefSeq names its product interleukin-3 receptor subunit alpha-like. Gene Ontology annotation, cellular component: external side of plasma membrane. Lineage: Eukaryota; Metazoa; Chordata; Mammalia; Dasyuromorphia; Dasyuridae. Bases 121 to 1188 code for a protein of 355 amino acids. Gene Ontology annotation, biological process: cytokine-mediated signaling pathway. Gene Ontology annotation, molecular function: protein binding; cytokine receptor activity. The transcript has 12 exons. The record is from RefSeq and is a predicted model, not a curated record.